Aspergillus homomorphus CBS 101889 is the source of this 2122-nucleotide messenger RNA. RefSeq lists its product as uncharacterized. Gene Ontology annotation, molecular function: DNA-binding transcription factor activity, RNA polymerase II-specific; zinc ion binding; DNA binding. Gene Ontology annotation, biological process: regulation of DNA-templated transcription; DNA-templated transcription. The record is from RefSeq and is a predicted model, not a curated record. Gene Ontology annotation, cellular component: nucleus. Lineage: Eukaryota; Fungi; Ascomycota; Eurotiomycetes; Eurotiales; Aspergillaceae. The transcript has 4 exons. Bases 59 to 2122 code for a protein of 687 amino acids.
GCAAGAAACACCCUUUCCAUAUGGCCUAAGAGCCAAGCUCUCUUCGGAGUUGCCUGUCAUGUCCACGCUAAACCGCCGGCGUAAUCGCUCGCUGGCCUCGUGUGAGCCAUGUCGGAAAAGCAAGAUUCGGUGUGAUCAUGGCAAACCCACCUGUGCCUCCUGCCAACGCCGCGGUCUCCACCCUCAAUGCUGGUAUCAUCCUGCCCCUCUGACCAAGCAUCGGACUUCUUCUUCUUCGCAAAGACAGCCCUUGUCCACGCCACCGGGUUUACUCCGUGUCAAUCAGAGUGGGCCGCCACCUCAUCCUGUAGAGAGUCCCUUGGCCGAGACUCCCAAGUUCCACACUUGGCCGUUCAUGUCGGCCGAUCCCAACGAGACUGCGUCGCAGGCCCUCAUCCCAGGGCGUCACAAUUACAAUGUGAAGGCCCACGAUGAGCACUUGGCAGCCAUUCAAGGCAUCGUGGCUCAGUUAAGACUUUUGCCAGUCAUCGAAAAACGGCUGCAUGAAUAUUACUCAUUCAGUCUAGUCGCGCUGGUCCCGAGACCGCUGGUGCUGCAGCUCAUCACUUCGAUUCGGUCCGGUUUAACGGCCUCAGGCUAUAUCCAGGAAGACCUAGGGGACGAGCUUGGCUUUCAUCAGAGUCCGCAGCUAGCUGAAGAUAUUCUACACACAUCCUCGUCGGAGGUGGUCAUCACCCGCGACUUGGAUCUGAGUGCAUUUUGUGCCUUAUUUUGUGCGUCAAAUCUGCGCAUAGAAACUCUUGGCUUACUGUAUACUAUGGCCGCCCGCGCGUCUUUGUAUGCUAUGGGCCACGGCCAUGAUGAAGACUGUGACGACGCAUUCAUCCGCGAGAUGGGCUGGUAUGGCAACUUGAGCCUGCGACUGGCUCGUGAGCUUGCACCACAAACUACUGACCUGAUGACAUGGCUUGCGCACGAGAAUUUGCAGCUCACCACAAUCUUUGAAGGCGAUGCGAGUUUAGGCGUUUGGCGACGCGUAGGCGAUCUUGCCACAGAUCUACUAGCCCUGGGCCUGAAUCGAGAAGCAACGUACUCAGCAACGCCCUUCUUCUUGGCAGAGUGUCGACGGAGAACCUUUGUUAGGGCGUAUUAUCUUGACAAAGUGUUCGCAUCGGUGUUCAAUCGGCCGCCACGGAUAACAGCUCGACAUGCAGACUGCAGCCUCCCGUUAGACCUCUCUGACGAGGUGCUUUUCACUUCGCAAGAGGAAAUUGAUCAGGCAAAACAAAAGCUUACGCAAGACGGCUGGAAUACAGAUGGGAUGCACAGAAUCGCAACAUGGGCUCGAAUCCGUUAUAUCCUGGCGGAGUUUCGUGAGGAAACCGUUGAAUACCAGUUUCGGCCCCUACAUGUCAGCGAUUUCAUGAAGCUGAGAGAACUAUCUGAUCGCUGCACUCAAGCAUGGAACCGUUUGCCCCCGUACCUCCAGUACAAGCAGGACUGCUGGACAUCGAAUCUUCCGCCAGAGCUUUGCCACAUGCAUGCAAAGAUCUAUCUCUCAUAUCUUCACAUUCACUUUCAGGUCUACCGCCUGGUCGGAAAUGCAGAAGGCCUCACAAGUCCUCAGCCAGAGUUGCUGGAGGUCUCAGCUAACAUGCUCGAAACGGUCGUCCAGAUGACGAACUGUCGCAGGCGAACCUCUUUCUCUCCUCGCGACUUACCUGGAAUCGUUCUCUCUUAUGGUUUGCCAUGUGCUGCAAUUCUUUCAACUGCUUUGGAGACUGCGUUCCAAGAUACAUCGACAGGAACAAAACUUCCUCCCAGUGUCAAGACCUCUGUCCUCAUUCGAAAUCUCUCUGUCCUUGUAUCCCAACUAGAAAGCGUCUCCAGUCCCAACGAAACCAACCAUGUGUUUUGCCUCAAAGCAUCCCAGGCUAUUUCGCGCAAGCUCGACCACAUCUUAGACAGUUUUGCAACAGCCGAUCCUACACAGCCGCCUGGUCUACUACCGGAACCGAUUUCAACUCCUAAUGUAGACAAUAUUCCGGUCGCAUUAGCGAAUCUUGAUACGACCGGCUUUGUUGAUAUUGGAAACUUCAAUUUCACAGAUUGGGCUAUCAAUUUUGACAUCGGCAUGAGUGAUGAGUUGAGGAUGUUCUAA